AUGGCCUCAACAGAAAGCGCUCCUCUGCCCACUGACCUUCCUCUUCCGACCGAUGCUAGCCUCUCUCACGGCUCCCUUGCAGACCUGCUUCCGUCACAUUUCACGACCGACAUUACCCAGUGGCUUGCUGAAGACACGCCGUCCUUUGACUAUGGCGGCUUCGUAGUUGGAUCAAGCCCUCGGACAGCCCAGUUACUUUGCAAAUCCGCUGGAGUUCUCGCUGGCGUGCCGUUCUUUGACGAAGUCUUCCGCCAACUAGAUUGUACGGUGGAGUGGCAUCAUGCUGAGGGGGAAUUUCUAGAUCCUGCCAAAUCGGGAGGCAAGAUCAAAGUCGCUACCGUAAAGGGCCCCACUCGCAAACUACUACUGGGAGAAAGAGUUGCGUUGAAUACCCUAGCGAGAUGUAGUGGCGUGGCGUCAAAGAGUCGAAAGAUGCUCGAACUGGUACGAGGUGCAGGCUACAAGGGAGUUCUAGCUGGAACGAGAAAGACUACACCUGGGUUCAGGCUGGUCGAAAAGUACGGUAUGUUGGUCGGAGGAAUCGACGGCCACAGACACGACUUGAGCAGCAUGAUCAUGCUAAAGGACAAUCACAUAUGGGCCAAAGGCAGCAUCACCAAUGCUGUCAAAGCGGCGAGGGCGGUUGGUGGGUUUGCCCUGAAGAUCGAGGUGGAAGUCCAAACGGAGACCGACGCAGACGAGGCCAUUGCGGCCGGUGCCGACGUUGUCAUGCUGGAUAACUUUGACGGUGAGGGCCUCAAAGUGGCUGCGCGAAGCCUGAAAGAACGGUGGCAUGGCAAAAGGCAGGUCCUGUUAGAGAGUAGCGGUGGCUUGACGGAGGCCAACGUCAAGGAGUACAUCAAUAAUGACAUCGAUAUCAUCUCUACGAGUGCCGUACACCAAGGCGUCCCGCAUGUAGAUUUCUCACUGAAGAUUGAUCAUUGA
Molecule: messenger RNA, 945 nt
Organism: Exophiala spinifera
Lineage: Eukaryota; Fungi; Ascomycota; Eurotiomycetes; Chaetothyriales; Herpotrichiellaceae
Product: nicotinate-nucleotide diphosphorylase (carboxylating)
Exons: 2
Coding region: 1-945 (314 amino acids)
Biological process (GO): NAD+ biosynthetic process; quinolinate catabolic process
Cellular component (GO): cytoplasm
Molecular function (GO): nicotinate-nucleotide diphosphorylase (carboxylating) activity
Source: RefSeq, a predicted model, not a curated record